Messenger RNA from Clarias gariepinus (North African catfish), 1065 nucleotides. Its product is annotated as olfactory receptor 10A2-like. Gene Ontology annotation, molecular function: G protein-coupled receptor activity; olfactory receptor activity. The record is from RefSeq and is a predicted model, not a curated record. Gene Ontology annotation, cellular component: membrane. Gene Ontology annotation, biological process: G protein-coupled receptor signaling pathway. The transcript has a single exon. NCBI's taxonomy places the organism in Eukaryota, Metazoa, Chordata, Actinopteri, Siluriformes, Clariidae. The coding region runs from base 82 to 1065 and encodes 327 amino acids.
AUAUAUAUAUAUAUAUAUAUUUCAUUAUGGCUGUCAUUUCAGGUUGGAAAGAACAUAAGCAGUUUAAUAAUCUACUUCAUCAUGAGUCUAUUUAACACCAGUUUACUACAAAAUGCAUCAUUUGUGCAUCCAGAGUACUUUUUUAUCAUUGGAUUUUCUGGAUUACCUUUUAGCCAGUACUACUUUGUUUUUUUAAUUUUUGUCUAUAUUACCUCACUGUGUGGAAACUCACUUGUACUUUACAUAAUAUUAGUUGACAAAAGUCUGCAUGUUCCAAAAUACAUGGGGAUCUUUAACUUGGCUCUUUCAGAAUUUGGUGAAGCAAAUGCAUUGACCCCUUACCUUUUUAGGACUUUUCUUUUUAACUCCCAGUAUAUAUCCUAUGAUGCUUGUUUGACCAAUAUGUUUUUUACUUAUUUCUUUGCGGGUGGACAGUAUUUAUCUCUUGUUGUCAUGGCAUAUGAUCGCUUUAUUGCCAUUUGCUUACCUUUGAGAUAUCAUGCUAUUGUAAAUAACUCCUUUAUGGUAGUAACUUUAACAGCAAUAUGGAUAAUUAAUUUUAUUAUAGUUGCCACCAUGGUGGGUUUAAUUACACGGCUUUCAUUUUGUAAAUCUAAUAAGAUAAAUAGCUUUUUUUGUGACCAUGCACCAAUUUAUACAAUAGCUUGUAAUGACAAUAGCUUGAAUUACUUAAUAGGAAGCAUUGCUAUUACAGUGUACCUCUAUGUACCUUUGACUGCCAUAACCUUGUCAUAUGUAGGCAUUCUACUGGCCUUAAUUAAGAUUACAACUUGGGAUGGUCGUCUUAAGGCAUUUAAAACAUGUGUGUCUCAUCUCUUGGUAGUAGCAAUAUUUUUUAUUCCUACAUCAAUUACAAAUCUUGCAGAUGCAAUAUACGCUCUUCCUCCUAACGCUAGGAUAAUUAAUAUUUCCCUAUCAGUAGCAAUCCCACCAAUGUUAAAUCCUAUCAUUUAUGUUUUGAACACAAAGGAAUUCAGACGCUUCAUUAUAAAAAUGUUAAAAAAGAAAGCAUCAGUUUCCCAGUUGCAGGCUUCAGCAAUGUAA